Mizuhopecten yessoensis (Yesso scallop) is the source of this 5813-nucleotide messenger RNA. Its product is annotated as general vesicular transport factor p115-like. Lineage: Eukaryota; Metazoa; Mollusca; Bivalvia; Pectinida; Pectinidae. Gene Ontology annotation, cellular component: ER to Golgi transport vesicle membrane; cytoplasm; Golgi membrane. The record is from RefSeq and is a predicted model, not a curated record. Gene Ontology annotation, biological process: vesicle fusion with Golgi apparatus; endoplasmic reticulum to Golgi vesicle-mediated transport; transcytosis. The transcript is spliced from 22 exons.
UGAGCGCAGGCGUACGAGCCGGAAGACACGACAGACGUCUGCGAUGGAGUACUUCCGAAAAUACCUUGGGGGACCACAAGAAGGUGGUCAACCCACUGGAGCAGAAACGGUUGAGAGACUUGUAGACAGAGUUCAGUCUUCCACAUUACUAGAUGACCGCAGAGAUGCUGUACGAGCUCUCAAAGCCAUGUCCAAGAAAUUCAGACUGGAGGUUGGUACACAGGGAAUGGAUAUCCUAGCAAAGACUUUAGAAGCAGACAGAGGUGAUGCAGAAAUCACAGGCUAUGCACUUGAUGCCCUUUGCAAUAUCUUGUCCAACGAACCAUUGGAUGAUGAUGACGAAGAAAUACAAGAAAAUGUUCCAGAUGACCUAGGAAACCAAUUUACAGAAAUAUUUAUAAAGAAAACUGACAAUGUUCCAGCACUACUGUCACUAUUGGAGGAAUAUGAUUUCCACAUCCGUUGGCCAACUGUACGACUACUUACCAUUCUUUUGACGAACAAAGGCAAAGACCUACAAGAUAUUAUCCUAGUCAGUCCUAUGGGUGUGUCCAAACUCAUGGACCUGUUAUCAGACAGCAGAGAAAUCAUCCGCAAUGAUGCUCUUCUUCUGCUAAUUCAGCUCACCAAGAACAAUGCAAACCUGCAAAAGAUUGUUGCUUUUGAAAAUGCGUUUGAGAGAUUGUUUGAUGUCAUUACAGAGGAAGGUGACAGUGAUGGAGGUAUCGUAGUAGAGGAUUGCCUACUUUUGCUGUUAAAUCUACUAAAAAACAAUGCAUCAAACCAGAAUUUCUUCCGAGAGAGCAGUUUUAUACAGAGGUUAUCACCUUUCUUCAAUUUGAAGUCUGAUCAGCAAGCAUCACAGCCGGGUUGGUCAGCACAGAAAGUCACCAAUAUACAUAAAAUGUUACAGUUGGUUCGCACGCUAGUGUCUCCUAAUAGUCCACAACAGCAGAUGUCAGCAUGUCAAAGAUCCAUGUUUCAGUGUGGCUUGGUACAGCAGUUAUGUACCAUACUGAUGGCUAGUGGAGUGCCCGCUGAUGUCCUCACAGAGGUAAAUACCGGUCAUAGUCAUGUAGUUCUAGAUAUCAAUGGGCUGUUACUGAAGCAGCCUUUCACACUGAGAUGUGCUGUCCUCUACUGUCCAGUCUAACAAUGAUUUGUGUAUUACAGACCUGCCAUUGUUGUAUUGCUGAUGUCCAUGGUGAAUGAGAAGCAGCCUUUCACACUGAGAUGUGCUGUCCUCUACUGUUUCCAGUCCUUCCUGUACAGGAAUGAAAUCGGCCAGUCACAGAUAGUCCAGACACUACUACCCACAUCCUCUGACGCCAACACGAUAUCUGCGGGUCAGCUACUCUGUGGGGGACUGUUCAGUGCUGACUGCCUGUCCAACUGGUUUGCUGCGGUGGCCCUGCUGCAUGCAAUCAUGGAAAACUCCACUCAGAAGGAGCAGCUCCUGCGGGUCCAGCUGGCUACCAGCCUGGGAAGUCCACCAGUGUCCCUGCUGCAGCAGUGCUGCAAUAUCCUGUCCCAGGGUGGUAAGAUCCAGACCCGAGUUGGGCUGCUGAUGCUGAUGUGUGGGUGGAUGUCUAGCUGUCCAAUCGUCGUGGCCCACUUCCUCACUAACACGGCCAACAUACCAUUUCUGAUAACCCAGGUGUCUGCCUCGGAGAGUGAUGAGAACGAAACCUUAGUCCAGGGAUUGUGCUCAUUUUUACUCGGAAUAUGUGUCCUUGAUAAUGAUGAUCAAAAUGAAACAUUUAACAGAGCAUCUUUACGACAGAUAAUAGAGAAGAGAAUUGGUUUAGAAUCAUUUUCUGACAAGUUAACACAAAUACCAAAGAAUGAGAGCUACACAAAGGCAGCUAAAAAACCCAAUUUUACCUACAAACACCCAAGUGAGGUGGUGUUUGAUUUUGAAUUCACUAGAAUAUUUAAAUCCCUAGAAGUUGAUAUUUUAAAUACCGUCUCGCCUAAUGCUAAUGCUGCAGAACACAAACAGAAAAUUGCCAAUUUGCAGGAACAUGAAAAAGUUGUUAACCAAUACAAAGAACUCAUACAAGAACAGGACACACAGUUGAAGAGUGUGAGUCAAGAGUUGGAGCUGUUACGUUCACAAAAUGGGGUAUCCACAGGUCAAUUAAGUGAUCUACGGGAACAGGUGCAACAGCUGAAGGAUCAGAACGCACUUCUCAAGGCUCAAAAAGGUUCUCAAGGAGCAUUUUUAGAUACAAAGAAAGAAGAUGACCUCAGAAACAUACAGGAAGAAUUAGAAAGGCUUAAGUUAUAUGUAUCAGAAAAAGAAACGGCAAUAGAAAAACUGAAAGGAGACCUGACGGUGUCCGAGGCCAAGGUGUUGGCCUAUCAGACAGACGGGGAGGAGGACAAGGAGAACAACCCCAGUGAGGUAGCUGUCUUACAGGCCACAGUCAACAGAAUCAAGUGUGACCUACAGGAGGCCCAGCACAUGUUGAAGGAGAGGGAUGCUGAAGUCUCCCGACUCACUACCAAGCACAACGAAGCACAACGACAGAUAGACAAUCUGAAUAACAUUAAAAACGAAAAUUCAAGUCAAGCUGGAGGAGGAGAUACAGUGUUAUUACAGGAAGAAAUUCAAAAGAUUUCCAGUGAAAAACUGGCAUUACAGGAAAGACUUACAAAGGCCAAUGAAGAAAAUCUGAAUCUUAUAGACAAAGUUAAUAAAGCUCAAGAGGAGACCAAACACGUUGCUAAGGAUAAGAGUGAGGUCGAAGAAGAAUUAGAUAACCUUAAAAAGGAACAGGAAGAUCUGUUAGUUUUAUUGGCAGAUCAGGACACCAAAAUAGACACAUAUAGGACCAGGUUAAAAGAUCUUGGGGAACAGGUGGAAGAGGAUGAUGAUGAUGAUGAUUUGGGAGAUGAUGACACAGAUGAUGAAGAUGACAACUGAAACAAAGCAUAUCAUAGUGUAAGUGCCUUGAGUACUGCAUUAAAGCCCUGUGAUACAGAUGAUGGACCUCUAGGGAUAUCAGGGACUGGUUCCAGUAUCCAUUGUGCACCAGAAUUGGAAUCAGCUUCCUUGUGCUACAUGCUUGACUGUAGACAUUUCUAGAGCAUUGAAAGUUGGGAGAUUAUCAUUUUGUUGAAAACGACUGAAAAUUGACCAAGCGUAAAAGCACCGCAACCCUUUUUUGCAAAGAGAAAAUAAUAUACUGACACUUCUAUUUCUAUGAUCAUAAUUGUAUGAAAAAUAAGUGCUGCAAAGGACAGAUUGACUGCAUUUCCAUGUAACAUUGAACUGUCGAGAGUUUUUAGUGUUAGGUAAAUGUAGUAGUCAUUGUAUGAGAAGGAAUUUUGGGAUUCAGUAUUUAGGUUUGUUAAUCAAUGAAUUCUAUGAACUGUGUGAUAUUUGUGCAAUCUGUUUCAAUAUUGUUUUUGUUUUGAUCGUUGUGAAGGUCCUUUUUGCUGUGGUUGAAUUCACAGAAUUCCUGUUAAAAAAACAAUGUUAUGCAUUCAACUUAAUUUUCACAUCAGCUAACCUGAAAGUUUUACUCUAAAUUCAAAUCAUACCCAAUAAGUAAUCAAAACAAAACUAUACAAAUCAACGUAAACCAAGAUGGCACUCCCAUCACGACGUUGUUGCAGGUAACAUUGAUUCACAAAUACGUUGUUUGUACCAUGUGAAAACAAAGGGGAAUUUAUCAGAAUUUGAACCUGUAGAAAUACAGACCUUUGAGAUUUUAAAGUUACUUUUUGGUGACCUUUUGUCAAAUGUGCCGCCAUCAUGUGACCCAGCCAUAUUUUUACAUUUGUAUUUGACCAAUAUGACCUAUGACCUUGUACAUAUUGCCCUACACAACGAUAGGCAGCAUCCUCGGAGAAUCUUGUUGUUUAUUUAUUGUUUACUGAAGGAUAAUGUGUUCUUGAGCUUGGAAUGGAGAAUUUGAGAAUAGAAUAGUAUAAUAUUCUUAUGUGAAAUUGAAUGAUUGAAAAGAUUCAUAUCUGUUACAGAUGUUUACUGAAACAGUAGAUCAGGAAUCAGAAGCCUAGUGACCUAUAACUCGUUCUUUGCUAUGGUGCCCGGUUUGGUACAUGUGUAAUUAUGUCUCGAGAUAUUGUCGACCUUAUGUAGGUUUCUGUACUGCUUGAACUCUAUUAUAGCAGUUUGUCUGAUCUAGAUGAUCAUCAGACAAAGAAUUUUGUUCCAACAAUGACAAUGAAUUUAAAGUAGACCAACCAUUUGGAACAUACUGGAAACUGGCUUAAUUAUUUGGUUGCUGGAAUGUCAAUUUUAGACAGAGCCACUGUAUUUGUACAAACAUGAAUGAGAAUUAAAUUUGUAUCUGGUUUACAACUCCAUCUGAGAUAAACAUAUCAGUAUUAAUGGAAACCUCCCAAAAUAAUUGUUGAGACCUUUUAGUGGUAUGUUCCUAAUCCUAAGGUAAUAUUUCCCUGUUCCUAGAUGGUUGGAGAAAAGCUACAUACUGGAAAAAAGCAGGUGCCCACCCAACGAAAGAUAGAUUAUCAAUAGAGUGUACCAUAGUGGUACAAUAUCAAACUUUCUCAUACAUUGCAUAAUUAAAAAGAUGUAUCAAUAUGUUGUGUUAUGCUUAUCAGUGCUAUGUGAGUUAGGUGUAAUUUGUGUUCGGCUGUGAGUAGAUUCUAGUGGUUUAUGCUUUAGAAUCCGAGAAGAUUGCCCUGUCAUACCUUUUAUUAUUUUGAAGUAGAAAUUAUGCCUUGUAACCAAGAAGUACUCAUUUUCAUCUUACUCUGACCUUCAUGUGUGUUUGUACUCAUGUUCAAAAAUAAAAAUGAAAAGCACAAGUCAGUGUGUGUGACCAGGAUAAACUGCCAUCUUGUUUAGUGCAUAUAACAUCCAAUAAUUGUAUGUUUACAGUAUUUACUAAGAGAAACAAAUUGUAAAAACUGCCAAAGUUAGUGUGUGCAUCCCUCAUCAAUCUGGUCAUUUAAUCAUUCAACUGCUACAGUUGGUAUUCAUAGUCAAUAUAAAUAACAACUGAAAAUGACAAAUUCCAUGUGAUGUAGCAUACCAGCACUUCUUGUUGAAUUUGUCAUUUCUAGUUGGCAUUCGUAUUGACUGAAUGCCAACAAAAGGUAGUUCAAUACUUAUAUUUACCAUUUUUGAAGUACUUUGAUCUAAAAAAUGAUUUGUGGGUAGUGUGCAGUUUAUUAGAUGGAGCAGUCAUCAUCCAAGGAUGAUUGGUGGUGUCCAAUGGUACAAUUAUAACACACUAAUAAUGUCAACAAUAGGGCCUUACCAUCCAUUGCUCUAUACAAUGUAAUGGUCAUCUGUGUUUUGGUAGAAUUACAUAUUGGCAAUGCCACACAGUGGUAAUAUAUUGCAUAUAUUUGACAGAACUAGUGUAAAUAAAUAACAACCAAUCUACUUGUUGGCGAUACACCAGUAGAGGUACAGUAGUAUUAUGUGAGGUGUUAUAUGCAGUGACUGAGUAUUGGACCUUGAGGUGAAGGCAAGCAGUACCUGGAAGUUGCUUUUCGUAUCGUUUAUUUAACCAUUUCUUUGACAUAGUUUUAUAUCAAUUGCAUCAACAAUAUAGCCAAUAUAUGCAUAAUUGUGGGAAGACAAAUGGGCGAGAACUCCCAAUUAAGCUGUGGAUGUUUGAAAGUCUGUUGUUUGUGUAAGUCAGUUUUAAUAAUGGUAAAAAAUUGAGGGUUUCUUGAAUAUUUUAAUGCACAGAUCAUGAUGUAAAUUUUAAAAUAAUACCUUGUACAUAUAACUGUAUUAACCUAUACAAUGGUUGUUUACAACUUUGAGAGAAAUAAAAUGUAUUACCUAAGGUAUGUUAAACUUA